Messenger RNA from Drosophila eugracilis, 1141 nucleotides. RefSeq lists its product as uncharacterized. The record is from RefSeq and is a predicted model, not a curated record. The transcript is spliced from 3 exons. Bases 133 to 936 code for a protein of 267 amino acids. Lineage: Eukaryota; Metazoa; Arthropoda; Insecta; Diptera; Drosophilidae.
CUAGAUGUCCGGAGACGCAUACAUCAAACUCAUCUCAGCGCUCCCGAAGAGAAGCAGCAGCCCGAUCUUCAGAAUCAGCCGGAUCAGCUAUAUAGCAAGGAUUAACCGCGAAUCAACCAAUAAUAACUAAAAAUGAAAGUGUUUGCCAUUGCCUGUGUUACCCUUUUGGCGGCCAGCUGCGCCUUCGCCGCUCCAAGUGUCCAAGACAACCGUGUUGAGGGCGAUAAUACCUUGGGCAGGGCCGCCAGAUAUCUGGGCGCCUGUCUGGAGAGCGACGACAUGGCCACCUGCUUCGCCGUCAAGGGCAUCACCGCCCUGAACCGUGCCGCCAGGAGCAACAACAUCGAGCUGGCCAGCGGAGUCACCUUCCAGAGAGACCCUGCCAAUCCCGUUUCCCGCACCGGAAAAUCCAUGAGCGAGCAGGAUGUCUACGCUGAGCUUCCCCAGAAUGCUGAUGAGCGUACUGGUCGUCUGGUGGACCUGGCCAUCUCCAGUGCCGCCGAUUUCCUGAGCACCCACAACUUGGAGUUCAAGCUGCCCGCUGAGACCACCCAGCAGGUUGCCCGUGCCCUCGAUGAAGGCCGUGGCAAGAUCAAGAAGAUGCUGGGACCCCUGGCUCUGGCUAUUGGCGCCAAAUUGUUCGCUGUCAUUCCCCUGGUGCUCGGUUUCCUCGCUCUGCUGACCUUCAAGGCCGUGAUCGUCGCCAAGCUUGCCUUCUUCCUGGCUAUCCUCGUCGGCGGCUCCCGUCUGCUGGGAGGAUUCGGCAACAAGUUCGGAGGCAACUCCUUCGGAGGAGCCUACAGCUCGAACGCCUGGUCCGCACCAGCCACCGCUGGCUGGAGCUCGGGAGCCUCCUCGUCCUAUCCCUAUGCCCGCAGCAUCAGCGAUGAGUCCGAGGCCCAGCAGUUGGCCUACGCCGGCCAGCAGCAGCAGUAAGAACUGGCCCGGAGACAGGACGAGCUCCAACAGCCACAGAUGUGCCUUCGUUUUGAAACCUUUAGCCUGUAGUAAUUUAUUCGAAAUGUAAUUAACUAAUUUAUUGCCACACAAAGCACACAGCAACAGCAACAUAGUCAAGUCGAAUGUUUGAAUAAAACCAUGAGUAUUGCACCCGAAAAAUAAAUCUACGAAUAUCCGUAAA